CUGCAUACCGAAUACCGUCGCCCGCCCGCCUACCAGUGAAGUUCUGCUUUGCUUUGCUCCAAGAGAUUGAUUGUGUACACCGGAUAAGAGGAGCCAGCGAAAAAGAUGUCAAAAGUGGACCAGGACCCCAACGCCUCGUUGAGCAUCAUGGAGCAAAUCAAGCAGCUAAUCCGGCCGCCGCCCAACGAAGACGAGAAGCUGGUGCAGCGGAAUAGUAACACGAAGCAUCCGUACUACAGGCGACCGGGAAGGGGCCACAACCACGACUACUGCGACGCCUGCGAGGAGGGCGGCAAUCUGCUGUGCUGCGACCGCUGUCCCUCGAGCUUCCACCUGCAGUGCCAUGAUCCUCCGCUGAGUGAGGAGGACAUUCCCAGUGGCCAGUGGCUGUGCCACAGCUGUCGCAUGGCCAAGGUCUCCCAGCCGCCGGCUACAUCCUCCAAGGCCAGCUCUGUGGAGCGCGUCCCGUCGGCGGGCAGUGGAUCGCGGGCAAAUACGCCUUCCUCCGGCGAUUUGGAGUCCAUACCGCUAAAGAUCCGCAACCUGCGCAAACGCAGUAACAGCGAACGCAACAGCACUGAGAAGCUGCUGGCCAAGAUGCCGUUGGCCAUACAGCGGGCCCUCGAUCCCAACAAGAAGCCGACGCCGCUGGACGAUGUCAUCCGGGCGGCCAGCAUGCUAAAUCCGCAGCAAUUUUCCCUGCCACCGGAACUGGAACUGCACACCCAGUUCCCGGGAAACGGCAAGGUGCAGCCCAUCCAGCAGACUCAUCCGCCGAGCGGCAAUGGCGGGCACCGCAAGUGUGCGGGCAAUCAGCGCCGCAACUCCAAGCCCUUUGAACUGGACGCACAGGGGCUGGUGCCGCUGCCCGCCAAGACCUGCUUUUAUUGCACGCGCUCCUGCAAGCGGGCGCCCCUAAUCUCCUGCGACUACUGUCCGCUGUACUAUCACCAGGAUUGCCUAGAUCCCCCAUUAACGGCACUGCCAGCUGGAUUGUGGAUGUGCCCCAAUCACGCCGAGAACUUUAUAGAUGCCAACAUGACCAACAGCAUUUCGGCCACGGAGCGGGUGCGCCUGUGGAAUCGCUUCCACCAGCCGCUGGACCACGAAAACGUCAAGCUGGAGUUCUUCCGGCGGGUCAACACUCGCAAUCCGCCCUUCCGCACCAAGACGAACAUGCGUGCCCGCGCCCACAUCGAGGUGCCGGCCAUCGUGCGCUACCACUACGAGCAUCCGCCGGCGCUGCUGCCCUCCAUGCGCCAAACCCUGCGCUACGAUUGGGUGAAGCGUCGCAAGAACCUGCCCACUGAAGUCGAGGAGAUCUCCCGGGAGUCGGUCACCGAAUCACUGCUCAAGGAUCUGGAGGCAUUGCGCACAGCUCACGCCAAGUUCCGGGAGAUUCAACGGGAAUAUGGCAGCGUGGAAACGGCGUUGGAGGAGGAUAGUGACACAGACCCCAGUCCAGAGGAUCCCGAGCUCGAAACAAACUCUCCUGGCGAAAAGGUGAAUGGUGGUGGCGCAGAUCCAGAGACUACAAAAACGGAAGCGGAUGCACAGGCCAAAGAUCAGCCUUCGGUUAUUAAGCAGGAGUCCAAGGCCAGUCUGGAGCUGGAGGUCAGCUUCGAGGAGGAAGAGGAGGACAACAAGGCGGGCAUCAUAGAUGCGGACCUCUCCCAUCUGGACGUGGACAUCAUCAAGAAGCUGGCCCACCAACGGCUGCAGCAGCUGGUCGAAGAGCACCCCGAGAUUGUGACGCAGUACAAGAAUCGCACGGCCGCCCGUCGACUGCGGCAGCUGGCAUCUUGCGAGGGAUCGGAUGUGGCCGGAGAAACAACUGGACUCCAGAGCCAACUGGCACCGGAGGACAUGAACCGCUUCUCGCUGCUCUUCACCAGCGAAACGUCCUCGAUUUUGGCGCAGAAGAACGGCAAUGCAGCCGACGAGGAUCCCGCCAUGGCUCUGCAUCCGGCCUUGGCUACGGCGGCGGCGAUUGCAGCAGCGGACGCGGCUGCCGAGAGCUACGUGCCGCGUGCCCGCAGCGACACGGAGAAGGCCUACGAGCUUGCCUCGCGGCUGGAGCUCAAACUCCUGCAGUGCAAGGUGCAGGCACGGGCGGUGAUCACGCCCCUGGGCGACAUGCUCGAGGACAGCCGUUGGUUCAGCUCCCUGGGGCUGGACCACUCGAUCUUCAUGCGCUACCGAACGCUGUACGUCGGCUACGGCGGCCACUACUCGCCGUCGACGACGCUGGGGCAAACGGAGACUGUGGACCUGUCGGCGAUCGGUUACUGCUGCCGCAUCUCGCCGCAGCACGCCAUCAUCUUCUACGACGAGUUCUCCAAGUCGUACGAGCUGAUCAACUACUCGGAGUUCGGAACGGAGGUCAAUGGCCAGCUGUACGCCUGCGACCUGACCGACAGGAUGCCCACACACGCCGGCAAGCGGAUGCGGCCGGACGAUACGGAGCUGAAGAGGCGAGUCGACGACCUGCUCGACAAGCGGCGGCACAUCCAUCGCCAGUUCAAGACGCAGAGGAGCGGCGAGGACAGAUUGGCGCCCAUUGUAAAGCCCGCCUGCCGGUGCACGAACGCCGGACCCGUGCCCAUGGUACCCGGCGCCUGGGAGGGAUCGGCUGUGCUGGCCCACGGCAGCCUGCUGCGCUUCGGCUGCCUGUCGUUCGUGUUCUCGGUGCCGUCGAUGGACCUGCUGCAGGCGCAGGCGCGCAGCAAGCGAUCGUAGGAUCAGGCAUCGGAAGGCAGCAGCUGAACUUAGUUUAAGCAUACACACACACAGACACAAAUCAACUCCAGUGGAGCAGCGCCAAUCUCAGUGGGGCAGCUAGUAGCCAGUAGCCAGGUUAGGGAUAGCAUUCAAGUGAAAUCAUCUCAAUCAUCAUCGCAAUAUUACACUUCGACUUCACAUGUCUCACAUUUUAAAACACACUCAAAUCCUCCCAUUUUAAAGUUAAGUACAUUCGCCAUAUGAUUAUUACAAGAAAGCGGAUUAUGUCGUCGAAAGGGUGAGCCAUCUGGGGAUCCAAUGCUACCGGUAGCUGGCCGCCUUUGGUUGGAGCACCUUUCAGACCCCGAGCUCCGUGUUUACGGAUUUAAUCAUUGUGUUUCGGAUGAUUCUUUGCCUCCAUUAAUUUUAUUUCUAAUUGUAUAAAAGUUGUAUAAAUUGCAAAAAUGAAAUAAACUUGUAAGGAUUA
Messenger RNA from Drosophila ficusphila, 3208 nucleotides. Its product is annotated as PHD finger protein 12. Gene Ontology annotation, biological process: negative regulation of transcription by RNA polymerase II. Gene Ontology annotation, molecular function: protein binding; transcription corepressor activity. The transcript is spliced from 5 exons. The record is from RefSeq and is a predicted model, not a curated record. NCBI's taxonomy places the organism in Eukaryota, Metazoa, Arthropoda, Insecta, Diptera, Drosophilidae. The coding region runs from base 106 to 2739 and encodes 877 amino acids. Gene Ontology annotation, cellular component: nucleus; Sin3-type complex.